GAGCGCAUGAGCCAGUCACGACGCAUGGAGGCCCCGAUGGACCCGUACUGGGACCACUUUGACGAAUGUCAGCCCGAGCCCGAGGCCUUUGAGUCGGUCGAGACGCGUCUCCUCGCCAAGUACGACAAGACAAGCGAAGCGUCGCCGAAUGCCGCGCACAUUGACGAGCCGUUCGACGAACUGACGCUCAAGGAGCGGUCGUCACUGGAGAUGUUCACGAGCCGACUCUUUCUUCAGAACCACGCGCCUCAAGACCAGUGGAUUCUUCUCGCAGACAAGGAGCGCGACGCCGCCGCGGCGCAAAAGGCAGCGGCCGCCAACAAGUGCAUUGGGAUUGCGAUCCUCCUCUCGUCCUUCGCGUCCGUCUCAUCGCUCGGCAUUGCGUUCGACCUCGAGAAAGGCGUCUCGCCAGUCCUCAAGCUCUUUUGGAAGGUCAGCGGCAGUGCCAUGGUCCUCGCGCUCAUCGUCCUCAUUCAAACGCUCGUCAAGCGCGGCACGAGUCUGCACGUUGAGAACCCAAAGGACACUGCGCGCCGGAUUCUCAUCUGCGCGGCAGGCUUUACGCUCUGGAACUCGUCCUUCAACUGGGCACUCGCCCACACGUCGAUCGCCCAUGUGUACGUGCUCAACAACUGCCACUCGCUUCUGCUUGUGAUCUACCGCGCGCUCUGCGGCGACGUCGUAGCGUUUGCCGAGGGCUUUGGGACGCUCGUGGGCAUUGCCGGCAGCGUCGUGACGGCCAUGGACUCGAAUGGCGCGCCGUUGGCCAACGCAGACAUUGUCGGGCCGAGCCUGCUCGGAGAUGCGGGCGCGUUUCUCGGCGCGAUCGGCGCCGUCGUGUACCUCAUGCAAGCGAAAGUGAUCAGCGAGCGCAUGCCGUUCAUGCUCUUCAUGCUCUGCCAUUCGAUUGUCGUAUGUCUCCUCCUCUUCCCGACGAUGUGGUGCCUUGGUGAGACCUACGAGCUCUCGCACGACGCGUCGAUCGGCCUCUUUGGGUGGGCCAACUGGCAGCUCGACCGGCUCCCGAUUGAGUUUUACCUCGUCGCUGUCUGCGACUUUGGCGGGCGCAUGGGCUUCAUCCGCGUCCUCGCGUACUUUGACCCGCUCGUCGUGUCCAUCACGAUGUUGCUCCAGCCGAUCCUCGCCGCGCUUUUUGGCGUCGCCGCGGGUGUCGCGACUGUCCCUGGCGCCGUCACAUGCCUCGGCAGCGGCAUUGUCAUUGCUGGCACGAUCCUCGUCGUCACGGCGGCCGGACCCCCCGCACCUCGCAAGCAGAUACCGCUAGAAACCCCAGGACGCACCACGUAUGGUGCUGUGUAGAGAUGGAUUCCCUAGAGAAGUCAUCCUUUAAGUAUAAACCCUCUUGUAUGACGUGGACGUGGUAGUGACGGCCCCGUGGA
This is a messenger RNA of Saprolegnia parasitica CBS 223.65, 1400 nucleotides long. RefSeq lists its product as hypothetical. The transcript has a single exon. NCBI's taxonomy places the organism in Eukaryota, Oomycota, Saprolegniomycetes, Saprolegniales, Saprolegniaceae. The coding region runs from base 7 to 1320 and encodes 437 amino acids. The record is from RefSeq and is a predicted model, not a curated record.